Messenger RNA from Lolium perenne, 2029 nucleotides. NCBI's taxonomy places the organism in Eukaryota, Viridiplantae, Streptophyta, Magnoliopsida, Poales, Poaceae. The record is from RefSeq and is a predicted model, not a curated record.
CUUCUGCAACGGUCCGAUUUUCCGUGGCGGAAGGGCGCCCAAGCGCGACGGACCGAAAAAAUCGUCGUAGGACUUUGCCUGACGCAGUUUCGACAACAGAACACAUAUCGUCGGGUUAGGCCCAUAGGCGACGAAAAAUACCCCUUAGCGGACGAUUUUGAGACGUUGUCUAUCAGAACUUUUCUUGUAGUGCUUGAUAGGUGAGAUACUUGUGUAGCUUUCCUUCCACCACAUACAUAUACACCUACCUAGUGAGAGAUAUGCAAUAUGACCCCACAACAACAAGCCAAGAUGAGAGCAUGCUUCGCCGAGCUAGAUGCUCGAGAAGCCAAAAUGACACCCAAAGAUAAAGACGAGUGCAACGCAUACUUCAAACACCUUGAGAGCAAGAGUGACACAGCCCACGAUUUGAGUGUGGACACUUUGAUUUCUAACAACUUAACCUCUACUCCUCUUGUGUUAUCUUCCUCUUUGCUAGGUUACUUGGACAUCUACGACGUCAUCGCCAUGGAGAUGAGGGACUCCACUAUAUGUGAGAUGAGUGCAUCCACUAUAUGUGAGAUUGAGAGCCAUCACUUGGAGGACAUGAGUGAUACACCGAGUGAGAUGAGAGUGGUAGUUGAUAGGUCAUGUGAGGCCAUUUUCAAUUCUAACAUCUUACCCUCUACCUCUAGUGUGUUUCCUUGUGUCUCACUAGGUUCCAUGGAUGACGAGACGCCGAUCAUGGAGAAGAUGUACAUGGUGCAUGAAGAUGAUGAUAUCACACCAUGUUUGCUUGAAGAUGAACAUGCAGGCCACAUGGAUCCUACCACUUCCACAACACCUACCUCAUAUGAGCGGGAAUACAAAGGUACACGGAAGACAAGGUCAACCUCGAUUGAGCACGAGUUGACCAAACGAGCUCUUGAGAGCAUAAUACAAGUAAGUACAAGAUCGAACCCGGCUCUAAUACCUUUCCCAUGCUUUGCAUUGAACAUGCCGAACAAUUUCUCUUUCUUAUGGUUCUUUUGCAAGCAUGAUGAUGUGAUUCUUACCAUUGGUAUUACCACAAAUAUGAGGACCAAUUUCUCUUUCCGAUGGUUUGUGUGCACACAUGUUGAUGAUACUUUGGACACUCUCCCUUAUGUGUUUUUGCCAAAUUCUCCUCUUAUUGCGUCAAGGAUGUUGAACAAUUUCUCUUUUCGAUGCCUUGAGUGCAAUAAUGCACAUGAGUUUCUACAUGAGAUGGACAUCAUAGUCAUCUCACAAUUUGGAGUUUUUGUGUUUUCACAUUUGGAAGAUGUUCAUACGGAGUUCUUACACAUUGACCUUGCAUAUGCAUUCUUGUUGAUAUAUUUGUGUUGUGCUAACGGUGUUGUGAAUAUGAAUGGACAUGUCAUUCAUGAUAUGCUCCUCUAUCAUGCACGCACAUACUUUGCUUGGUCUUUAUUGUGUGAAGGUACAAGUGACUUGUGGAUGAGCGUUAAUGAAUGGGUUCAACCCCACACAUCCACUACACAAGAUCUCUCGAUGAGAGCACACCGGUAUCUUGCUAAGGUGACCUCCUUCUACUUGCGCUCUCUUGCUAAACCCUUUGAACUUUUGGGUACGCUUUGAUUGCUCCUUUGCUUUUCUUGUGCUAUUGAUAGGGCUCUUGACAAGUGACGGGACAUUCAAGCGUUGGUGUCAUCUACCUCCUUUACACGUUCACGGAGACUCAUCAUCGAGGACGACUCUUUUUCAAGUGGGGGGAGAUGAUGCAGCCCGACCUACGGUCUUCGCUUCAUCAUGUGCUUCAACGACAAGAACCACACUCAAGGCCGAGGUCACGGAGGCAUGGAAGAGAAGAAGGAAGAAGAGCGCCCGAGGUCGCCAAGAAGAGACGACGCAAGAAGCACGACUGCUAGGCCGGAUCAUCCGCCCCCACUAAGGCCGGACAAUCCGCCCUCUAACCUGCGCAUCCGACACUUGGGAUCAGCCCAUACAACCCCUCAUUAUGCUAUUUGUAUGCCUAAACUACCCCUCCUUAUGGGCUCCCUAUAUAUAGGCU